Messenger RNA from Phytophthora nicotianae INRA-310, 882 nucleotides. RefSeq lists its product as hypothetical. The transcript has a single exon. Lineage: Eukaryota; Oomycota; Peronosporomycetes; Peronosporales; Peronosporaceae. The coding region runs from base 1 to 882 and encodes 293 amino acids. Gene Ontology annotation, cellular component: extracellular region. Gene Ontology annotation, molecular function: pectate lyase activity. Gene Ontology annotation, biological process: pectin catabolic process. The record is from RefSeq and is a predicted model, not a curated record.
AUGGUCUCAGGUCGUGCUAUGCCCGACGGUUCUUGGCCUACGAGCAAGGGUACCGUCAAAUUCGACGACGUUUACACGAUUAAAUCGGGCGAAGUGUACGACGGCAAGAUGAAGACCUACGAACGCUCUAACAUCACCUGCAAAGGACAAGAGGAGAGCGGCACAUCCACGGCCGUCUUCAAGCUUGAAGCUAACGCUACCCUCAAAAACGCUAUCAUCGGUGUCGACCAAAUGGAGGGAGUGCACUGCGACGACAAUGACUGCACUAUUCAGAACGUGUGGUGGGAUGAUGUGUGCGAGGACGCUCUGAGUAUUAAGGGCGGUGACGCCUCUAGUGUGUCGCGAGUCCUUGGUGGUGGUGCGCGCUAUGCCGACGACAAGAUCGUCCAGCACAAUGGACUUGGUACGGUUAUCAUCGACGGGUUCUUUGCCCAGGAUUUCGGUAAGCUGUACCGUGCGUGUGGUUCGUGCAGCAACAACCCCGCCCAGCGUUUCCUCAACAUCAGAAACGUGUACGCGGAUCUCGAGGUCAUCAAAGCUCAGCGCGUGGACCCGAACGUCAGUAUUGUCAUGAUGAACGAGAACUUCGGCGACGAGGCUACCCUGCACAACAUCCGCGUUAAGCCUGGUGCUGAGAACUACACCGAGUGCAGUUACUCGCGCGGUGUGCAGAAGGGUGACAAGCCGCUCAUUCUUGGUAACGGUCCUAAGAAACCCGUGUGCAAGUACUCGAUGGACGAAAUUCACCUUGUUGAGGGUGGAGCCAAGCAGCAGCAGCAGACCGUGGGAACGGUUCGCCCCGCUAAUGAGGUCCAACAGGGCAAUGACGACAAAGAAAAAGACAACAAGGAUGACAAAGAGGUCUCCCAACAAAACAAGUAA